AUGAAGCCCGCAAGCGUCCUCAUCCCCCUCCUAACCACCUCCACCACCCUCGCCGCUCGCACCCUGCCCCCCUCCUGGUCUUUCACCAUAACCUCCCUCCUCGGCCCCGGCUGCCCCGACACAGACAAAACGCCAUCUCCGGGUGGUACAGUCACACGUCCAACCUUUGGUUCCAACACGGUCGACGGCACCGAGAUCUACUACUGGUUCAUCGCCUACCCAUGGAUGCGCGUUGACCUCCAACAAGGCCCGCGACAUACAUGGUGCGAAGCGACGUUGGCAUAUAAGGAGUACAGCGAUGCGGGUAACACGGUGGAAGGAGAGGCAUACAGGUUGAGGCUGCAUAAGAAUGGGACGAGGGGCCUGGCGACGUAUGAGUUGGAGGAGGGGGUGAUGUCGUAUUGGGAUUUUGCGUAUUAUGAGGGUGAGGGGCGAGGGAAGAAGGAGAUUGCUGAUACUAUUACACUCAAUGGUCCUACGCAAUCUGGACAGUACGCCCAGCCGCUUUACUCGAAUAUCAGUUAUCCGCCUGAAUUCAUCCCGCAGUCAAAGUGUGGAAGUAGUACGUUUACUUUUCGCACGGAGAUGUUUGUGCAGGGUGAGGCGGGGAAAAAGGGCGUGCUGGAUAGCGAGAAGACUACUAGUGAGGAGUUGGGUGUGCAGUAUUAUGGUGCACAGCAGGGGUUCAGCUAUGACUGGGAGAAGUGCUGA
Pyrenophora tritici-repentis Pt-1C-BFP is the source of this 711-nucleotide messenger RNA. RefSeq names its product Atrophin-1 domain containing protein. NCBI's taxonomy places the organism in Eukaryota, Fungi, Ascomycota, Dothideomycetes, Pleosporales, Pleosporaceae. The record is from RefSeq and is a predicted model, not a curated record.